Molecule: messenger RNA, 804 nt
Organism: Kalmanozyma brasiliensis GHG001
Lineage: Eukaryota; Fungi; Basidiomycota; Ustilaginomycetes; Ustilaginales
Product: Signal transduction response regulator, receiver domain protein
Exons: 1
Coding region: 1-804 (267 amino acids)
Biological process (GO): phosphorelay signal transduction system
Source: RefSeq, a predicted model, not a curated record
AUGUCAGCGAUCCUCAUGUCGCACCCAUCAUCCAGCCCGAGCAUGGCGUACGACCCGUACUAUAACUCUUCCUCCUCGUCCUCCUCGUCCUCUUGCUACGACUACUCGUCCAACUCUUCACCCUCUACCACGCCUCCACCGCCGUCGACCUCCGCAGCAGCGCUGCAGCAAGCCACUUCGAUCAUGUGCGGCGCCAGCUCACCCGAGGACUCGCUGCCAUUCACCGUCCUUGUCGUAGACGACAACCCGAUCAACCGCAAGGUGCUCACCAUCCCGCUUCGCAAGCAAAACAUCCACGUCGUCGAGGCCGAAAACGGACUCGAGGCUGUGCACCGAUAUGCGCAGUAUCGACCCGCGCUGGUGCUGAUGGACAUCUCGAUGCCCAUCAUGGACGGCUUUGAGGCGACACGCCAGAUCCGCAUGCACGAGCAGGCGCAGUCUGCCAACCCCCCGGAUGUCGAGACCUCCGGCGCGCUAGGCGAGGUCAUCGAGAUGGUUCUCACCCAUCAACGAGCGAGGAUCGUCGCAGCGACAACGCACAGCGCGGACAGGGACUUUGACGAAGGCAAGCAGGCCGGGAUGGACGACUGGUUGUUGAAGCCCAUCAGGCCGAGUGUGCUCGUGCAGGACAUUCUCGAGUACAGGAGGAAUCAUCUGCAGGAGUUCGCGGCGACUCUCGGCGCCCUCGGGGUCGCAGGGAUGGGCGUCGCCGCAGGGGAAACGGCCAUGGAGAUGGUCAUGGACCAGGCGGGAACGCCGACCAACACCACGGCCCCUGCCACUGCCGCCAGCAUCACGGCCUAA